Molecule: messenger RNA, 1634 nt
Organism: Schistosoma spindalis
Lineage: Eukaryota; Metazoa; Platyhelminthes; Trematoda; Strigeidida; Schistosomatidae
Source: the annotation of a GenBank genome assembly
AUGUCAAUUUCGAGGAUUUAUCUUUUUAUAAAGCAUGUAUACAUAUAUGUCAAAGGAUCACAUAUUUGUUACCAUGUUAACCGAAUGUCUUUAUUUGAAGUUUUUAAACCUUUAUUUUCUCUUAGUGCCCAUGUUGGACUAUUCUUUCUCAUGGAACUGUGUACAAUCAUGACUACAGGAUUAUUAUUUCGUCGUCGUCAACUAGUCUCACAGAUUUUCACUUGGUUCAAUUAUAGUAAUUCAUUCGGCCCUAUAAGUUCGAAGAAAAGAGCUCCUGGACAUACGCUCCGACCUUUUGUAUGCAGUAAACGAGUUGUCGUGAAAGCAGGUAAUGGCGGUAAUGGUUGUAUUGCGUUCCGACGUGUCUUUUGUAAUCCACAUAGUGGUCCUAGUGGUGGAGACGGUGGAAACGGUGCUCAUGUAAUUUUCAAAGCUAAUAAAAAUAUAUCUGAUUUAUCAAAUAUACCCACAGUUGUACAAGGUGAUAAUGGUGUGAACGGUUCAAUUGAUGAUUGUCAUGGAGCAAAUGCUGAUCAUGUAUAUCUACAGGUUCCGUUAGGUACACAAAUUUUUUCUGUUCAUAAAAACUCUGUUGAAAGUCCAAAUCAAAUAUCAAAUAAUAAUAAUAAUCAAUCCAUUAACCUAGUUAAAACGUUAAACGCAGAUGGUGAUAUAUUUCUAGCUGCACGUGGUGGUGCUGGUGGUAAAGGCAAUACAUUUAUGACACAUGCAACAUUAGCGACAGAUUCAUUAAAGUUACCUAGUCGUAAAAAUGCUCCAUUACGUAUUGCUGAAUAUGGUGGUAAAGGUCAGUUGUGUGAAUUCAUUCUACGAAUGUCAAAACUAGCAGAUUUAGGCUUUGUAGGGUGUCCUAAUGCAGGAAAAUCUACAUUAUUAAGAAGUUUAACAAGAGCUAGACCCAAAGUUGCACCAUAUCCAUUUACUACCCUACAACCACAUAUUGGGAUGUUACAUUUUCCAGAGAAUUAUAAUCCCACUUUAACUGAUUCAGUAGAUGAUAAUCAUAAUCCUGAUAUACCAAGUCGAACUCAUUCUAUAGCUAUUGCUGAUCUUCCAGGUCUUAUUCAUGGUGCAGCUGAAUAUAAUAAAGGCUUAGGAAUUGAAUUUUUAAGUCUAGUCGCUGAUUGUUCCAUACUAGUUUAUGUCAUUGAUUAUGGAACAUUGUGGUGUAAUCAUGGUGUAAGUCAGUUGGACGAAAUUGAGAAUGAACUAACUGAUCAAUUAUCUAUGCUUUAUUAUGAAGUGACAACUUAUGAUAGGAAUCUCUGCAAUCAGGAUAACUGUUUUAUAUUAGGCAGCAAAUUAGAUUUAAUUUUUCCAAAUAAAAUAGAUUCAAGUGAAUCGAAUGUUGAUAAUACAGAUGAAAAUGUCAUACUUUUUAGAAAAUUACACCAUAUAUUGCAUAAAGCUGCUUGUUCGGUUUCUAUGAUUAAGGAUACACCGGAAAGUAUAGACCAAGUAAUGCUUGUUUCAGCCAAACGGGGUGAUAAUAUUCUUCACUUGGCGUGUAAACUUUGGAAUUGUGUACAGAAUUUGAAAGAUAAAAAGAACUAAUUUAGUUCUCUGUAUAGUUGUAUAUUCUUACAAACAUAUUUUUUGUAUGAAACGAUGCC